Molecule: messenger RNA, 300 nt
Organism: Enterobius vermicularis (human pinworm)
Lineage: Eukaryota; Metazoa; Nematoda; Chromadorea; Rhabditida; Oxyuridae
Source: the annotation of a GenBank genome assembly
UUGGAGGUAGUACGUGAAGGGCAAUCCGUGAAAGAGCAGAAAGUGGAAGCAGAUGAGGAGCAGGACUUUUUACAGAAGCUAUCUAGUGUUGAAGUACCGUUGCCAAAGAGAACCUCAAUGCAGAAAACUGUAACAGAUGUUCCAGAUGGGAACUCACCUCUGCUUUCUUUCUUUAACAAUCUUUUAAAGCAGAAGGAUCAGACUUCUCCACGCAGUCCAAUAUCUGACCCUCAGGCUCAACUGCAAAGGAUGUUGGAGCAGGCGAGUAUGUCUCCUUCUGCUCCACAUAAUCAGUCCUAA